UGAAAAAGUUUUAAUUACUUUUGAAUGGAAAUUCGUCAUUAGUAUGACGAAUUUCCAUUCACUCAAAAGCAGUGCGAAGUGAGAAAAUGAGAAUACUGAUAUCGAGGUAAAGGAUAACGGCAAAAUGAUGUCCCAACACCUGUCGAGCAUGUUCGAGCAGCUGGGCAACUUCACCAAGAACAACUUGACACAUAACAAGGUGAAGGAGAAGGAGAAGACCACCUCCAACCACGUCAGCCAGCCCUCGUCCUCGCCCAAGCACGGAGAGAAGACGCCGCUGAAGAAACCUUGCAAACUGCGCAACGUCGCGUCGAAAGCGGAGUCCUACGAUACGUUAUACAGCAACAGCAGUUUGCCGACGCUAUGCAACGAGAAGGCGUGUCUGGGCAGCCUGAUGGCGAUCCCCGGACGCGGGGACGUGCCCCGCAGCCCGGAGGAGGUGCUCACAGACGCCAGAGACUUCCUGGGACAGUACUUCGCCAGCAUACGACGUGCCAACACCCCCGCGCACGAGGCUCGCUGGAAGGCGGUGCAGGAGGAGGUGGCUCGUACCGGCACCUACCAGCUCACCACCACAGAGCUGGUCUUCGGAGCCAAGCUCGCCUGGAGAAACGCCAGCCGCUGCAUAGGCCGGAUACAGUGGUCUAAGCUACAGGUAUUCGACUGUCGGCAAGUGACCACGACAAGCGGCAUGUUUGAGGCGCUGUGCAACCACAUCAAAUACAGCACCAAUAAAGGAAACAUCAGGUCGGCCAUAACGCUGUUCCCCCAGCGGACGGACGGCAAACAUGACUAUAGGAUAUGGAACAGCCAGCUCAUCAGCUAUGCCGGCUACCGGCAGCCGGACGGGACCGUGCUCGGAGAUCCGAUGCAUUGCGAGUUCACUGAGCUCUGCCUGAAACUCGGCUGGAAGCCUGCCCGUACGGCGUGGGACAUCCUACCGCUGGUCCUGUCCGCCAACGGCAAGGAUCCCGACUACUUCGACAUCCCACGAGAAUUAGUCAUGGAGGUCCACAUGACGCAUCCCACGUAUGAAUGGUUCCAAGAGCUGCAGCUGCGGUGGUACGCGGUGCCGGCGGUGUCCAGCAUGCGCUUCGACUGCGGAGGCAUCGAGUUCACCGCCAACGCCUUCAACGGCUGGUACAUGAGCACCGAGAUCGGCUGCCGGAACUUCUGCGACGCCAACCGAUUAAAUAUGCUGGAGACAAUAGCCCAGAAGAUGGGUCUGGACACCCGGACGCCGGUCACCCUGUGGAAGGACCGCGCGCUGGUGGAGGCUAACGUGGCGGUGCUGCACAGCUUUCAGCAGCACAACGCCACUAUCGUCGACCAUCACACCGCUGCUGAGAGCUUCAUCAAACAUCUGGACAACGAGAACAGACUGAGGUCUGGCUGCCCAGCAGAUUGGGUUUGGAUAGUACCGCCUAUGUCCUCGUCGAUCACCCCAGUUUUCCACCAAGAGAUGGCACUGUACUAUCUAAAACCUUCCUACGAAUAUCAGGAACCGGCGUGGAAGACCCAUCAGUGGCAGAAGUCAAAGCCGAUCACCGGGAAGAGGCCUAUUAAUAGGAAAUUCCACUUCAAACAGAUCGCACGGGCUGUUAAAUUUACAUCUAAACUUUUUGGAAAAGCACUCUCAAAGAGGAUUAAAGCUACAGUGCUGUAUGCCACGGAGACAGGCAAAUCUGAGCAGUACGCCAAAGAGUUAGGAGUCAUUUUCGGUCACGCUUUCAACGCCCAGGUACAUUGUAUGGCAGACUAUGACAUAACUUCUAUUGAGCACGAGGCUCUGCUGUUGGUUGUGACGUCCACUUUUGGUAACGGAGACCCUCCGGAAAAUGGUGUGGCAUUUGGUGAACACCUUUGUGAAAUAUUAUACGCGGAUCAAGUCGGGGAAGACGGAAGCGUUAACUCACAAAAUAUGUUAACAACAAAAUCGUUUAUCAAAGCCAACAGUCAAAUAGAAUUGCAGAGAUACGCAGUAAAUAAUCCAAAACAACUCAGCCGAUUGGAGUCCCUAAAAGGUAGCGCAACAGACACCGUCUCAAUCGACAGUUUCGGCCCGCUCAGCAACGUGCGGUUCGCCGUGUUCGCGCUCGGCUCCAGCGCUUACCCCAACUUCUGUAAUUUCGGCAAGUACGUGGACAAGCUACUGGGCGACCUCGGCGGGGAACGAAUCCACGACCUUGCGACCGGCGACGAAAUGUGCGGGCAAGACCAGGCUUUCCGGAAGUGGGCCUCUAACGUGUUUAACGUUGCAUGUGAAACGUUCUGUCUGGAUGACGAUGAAACUCUUCAGGAGGCGAAACGCGCUCUAGGCACUGUUGCUCUAAGCGAGGAAACUGUGCGGUUCGCUCGCGUAUCGGGCAAACCUCUCCCCAUACCUACAGCAUUACAGUCUGCCUUCAAUCGACAACUGGUGUCGUGUAUUGUUAAGGCUAAUAAGGAUCUAGGAGACUCCACGGCAGAACGAUCGACAAUUUUCAUAGAUAUGGAACCUAAGGAUGAAAUAACCUACGAUCCCGGUGACCAUGUUGGCAUACUGGCGUGUAAUCGCAAGGAGCUAGUGGACGGACUGUUAGCUAGGUUCAAAGACGUAGACGAUUAUGACGAGCCCUUACAGUUGCAACUAUUGAAAGAAACACACACUUCGAGCGGACCCGUUAAAUCCUGGGAGCCUCACGAGAGAUUACGAGCGGUCAGCGUUCGGGACCUGUUCACUCGGUUCCUGGACAUCACGACGCCCCCAACUACGAUACUGUUACAGUACCUGGCCACGACCUGCGACGACAACGAUGAGAGGAGACAACUAACAUUUCUGGCUUCGGAUCCAGCAGCAUACGAAGACUGGAGACACUUCCAGUUCCCCACACUUCUGGAAACCCUCGACCAGUUCCCAUCAGCAAGACCCAGCGCGUCACUCCUCGCAGCACUGCUGUCCCCUCUGCAGCCCAGGUUCUACUCCAUCUCGUCGUCUCCCAUUGCUCAUCCCAGGCGUUUACACCUUACUGUUGCAGUGGUCACAUAUAGGACUCAAGAUGGCGAAGGACCAAUUCACUACGGUGUUUGCUCGAAUUAUCUCAUGGAUCGCAAGCCCGGUGACGAAGUCUAUUUGUUCAUUAGAAGCGCACCUAAUUUCCACCUACCAAACGACCUGUCGGUGCCACUUAUACUGAUAGGACCUGGGACUGGUAUCGCCCCAUUCCGUGGUUUCUGGCACCAUCGACGCGCCUUCAUCACCAGUCGCUCCAACUCAAAUGCUGGCCCGGUCUGGCUAUUCUUUGGAUGCAGGACGAGGACCAUGGACUUGUAUAGAGAGGAGAAGGAGCAAGCAAUAAGAGAGGGAGUACUGACAAAAGUAUUUUUGGCAUUAUCAAGAGAGAAGAACAUUCCUAAGAUGUACGUGCAAGAAUUGGCUGAACAAGAGGGACCCGAGAUUUACGACUUGUUGAUCAACAGAGGAGCUCACUUCUACGUGUGUGGAGAUUGCAAGAUGGCAGAAGAUGUGCAUCAGAAACUAAAAGGGAUCAUCAAGAAACACGGGAACAUGACCGACGAGCAAGUACAGAACUUCAUGUUUAUUUUAAAGGAGGAGAACAGAUACCACGAGGACAUAUUCGGCAUCACGCUGCGCACGGCGGAGGUGCACAGCGCGUCCCGUGAGUCCGCACGCCGCAACCGCGUCGCGCUGCAGCCCUGACGCCGGUCCUCGCGCUUUCAGGGUGCUCCGCCCUCGGUCUACCCCAACAUCAUCAACUAAAGACUAUGUGAUUCAAGUGAAGUGUGACAGUGAGCUGCGUACGCGCUAGGCUUAUAGGCAAGACAGCAUUAGGCGACACUACGCUGCAGCGGUGCGACGCGACACUUCAUCGUUCCAUGGUAAUG
This is a messenger RNA of Aricia agestis (brown argus), 3885 nucleotides long. RefSeq names its product nitric oxide synthase-like protein (gene Nos). Bases 125 to 3700 code for a protein of 1191 amino acids. NCBI's taxonomy places the organism in Eukaryota, Metazoa, Arthropoda, Insecta, Lepidoptera, Lycaenidae. The record is from RefSeq and is a predicted model, not a curated record. Gene Ontology annotation, molecular function: flavin adenine dinucleotide binding; nitric-oxide synthase activity; FMN binding. Gene Ontology annotation, biological process: nitric oxide biosynthetic process. The transcript has 23 exons.